This is a messenger RNA of Hemiscyllium ocellatum (epaulette shark), 4037 nucleotides long. RefSeq names its product probable glutathione peroxidase 8. NCBI's taxonomy places the organism in Eukaryota, Metazoa, Chordata, Chondrichthyes, Orectolobiformes, Hemiscylliidae. The transcript has 3 exons. Gene Ontology annotation, biological process: response to oxidative stress. The record is from RefSeq and is a predicted model, not a curated record. Gene Ontology annotation, molecular function: glutathione peroxidase activity. Bases 37 to 666 code for a protein of 209 amino acids.
CUCCCGCCGUCUGCACAAUUCUUCUUUCCCAGCACAAUGGAGGCAGUGCCUGCUUUCCUGCUGAAAACCUCGACACCCAAAGGCCGAAUCUUCGCCGUCUUCACUUGCAUGAUGGUCUGCCUCGCUGCGUUAUGUUUUCUGCAAUUCAAACUCUCUAAACCCAAAAACAAAGAUUUUUAUUCUUUCCAAGUCCUGAAUUCCAAAGGGAAGCUCGUCUCCUUGGAAAAGUACAGAGGCAAAGCUUCUCUGGUUGUAAACGUGGCGAGUAACUGCGAGCACACAGACGACAAUUACCGAGCGCUCCAAGAGCUGCAGAGGGAGCUUGGGCCCAUGCAUUUCAACGUGCUGGCGUUCCCCUGCAACCAGUUCGGGAAAUCAGAGCCCGGCAGUAACUCCCACAUCGACAGUUUCUCCAAAAACAGUUAUGGAGUCAGUUUCCCCAUAUUCGGCAAGAUCAAAGUGUUAGGCAACGAGAGUGACCCUGCUUUUCGCUAUCUUAUAGAUACUACAAAUAUGGAGCCUCGGUGGAACUUUUGGAAAUACCUGGUUAACCCAAAGGGACAGGUGAUAAAGGUCUGGCGAACUGAAGAUCCAUUGUCAGCCAUCAAACAAGUAGUAUCAGAAUUAGUGGCAAAUAUCAUAUUGAGAAAAAGAGAUGAAUUUUGAAACAGAACAGCAGUACCUGACAACUUACAUGGAAACUAAAAAAAGAGUAAUCAGUCUUAAAGCACUUAGGCCCUAUUUCAGUUUAACUUGGCAGUGAACUUUACAGUGCUGAAAUAUCAAGAUGCCUGAAGAUAUUGUGGGAUUUCAUAAUGGAUAUUCAAAUCUAAAAUUAUUAAGUCAGGUGAACAACUCUUCCUACAGAUAUUUUCAGAUGUGCAUUAGGUACAAUGGAGUAAGUAUUUUUUUUUGUGAGCUAAAACCAAUUGACAUUUAAGUGACCUGCUUUGCUAAAUGAAAAUAUGUCUAUUAAUUCAUUUAAAGAAUACCAUUCUAGCUUUGUAGGUCAUUGUCAAAUACCAUUGCAUGUGUAUUGACACACUGUGGUAAUCCUGAAAUCAAUUUAAAUUGUUGAAGUGUAAUAAAAGAUAACCACUAAGAAUAAACAGAUUCUCUUCCAAUUGCAGUUGAUGUGCAAUGCAUUUACUGUUGUAUACAUCAGCUGUGAUUCAUGCAUGGUUUGUGAAGGUUUGUAGCUCAGGUUGAGGUUUAGGGUGUAGGUUUGCUCACUGAGCUGUAGGUUUGAUAUUCAGACUCUUCAUUACCUGGCUAGGUAACAUCAUCAGUGGCGACCUCCAAGUGAAGGGAAGCUGUUGUCUCCUGCUUGUCUCCUGUCCCAGGCUAAGCAAAGACAUGCCAGAGAAUUCCUAGAGGCCUGGCACUCCAACCACAACGCCAUAAACAAACACAUAGAUCUAGAUACCAUCUAUCAACCCCUCCGAAAACGAACAGGAAAUGACAUCACCCGGAACCCCAUCCAGGACAAACAUAUAAAUAGAAAGCAGGAGACAAAAGCUUCACUUCACUCGGAGGUCGCCACUGAUGAUGUUACCUAGCCAGGUAAUGAAAUGUCUGGAUAUCAAACCUAUAGCUCAGUGAGCAAACCUACACCCUAAAGUUGUAAUUCAAAUUGAACAGCUUUCUGGUUUUGCGUAUGUAAAUGCAUUAUAUGUCUUUUAACUAAAGGGUGUUAGAAUAUUUUGUACAUGGACUCAUAUCCAACAACAGACCAAAUCAAUAUCAUAAAACACAGAUUACUAGUCACCAUGUUGACUAUUAGAAAUGUUUGCACUGAAGUAGAUGCACUACCUGUUCAAGAACAAAUAGCUGCACUGCUUAUUUGGACAUUUACUUUCAAUUCGGGAAGAACCAGGUUAAUAGCAUAAUUUGAUUGUGGGUAUUGAUGCAUCAGUAAAUGUUUCACUCUUUGCAAAUUUGAGAUAAUAACAAGCAAGUCUUUUUUUAUCUGGAUAACAAUUCCCUUAAAUCUCUAAAUACAUCACUUUAAGUGCCAGUUUUUACAUGGUAAUAAUGUAAUAUCACUGAGUUUGUGUUCAUGUUCACACCAUUGCAACAUUAAUUUAAAGAUUUAGAUCUGUAAAUUUUACAGAUUAAUUUUACUGGUUAAGUGAUGUCAUAUUUGUAUACAUUCCUGUGUGUGAUCCAAUAAUUUUUAAUUGUAAUUUCCAAGACUGACAGUGUGUGUACCUAAAGAAAAAUUACAAGUUCAGAAAGGUCACUUUCAGCAUUCAAAGAAGUGGAUACAGGUUAGUCCACUCUGAUUCCAUAAAGUAAAUCUCUGUAAUGUGCUCCAUCAUGAGUUGUAACACCAUCACAAAGAAAGCAUUUUUUCUCAUUGCAAUUUAUUGUAUCAUCCUUUUUCCGAUGUUGUAUAUUGGAUAAAAUUGCAGCAACCAAAAGUGUGUGAAGCCAUUAGUAUACAUUUCUAGUUUCUGAUGGUUUUCAUCAGUUACUUGCAUUGCUCACAGAAGUGAAUUUACGGUAUAAAGAUCUCAUGUUUGUGAUUUAAACAAUUCAGUUUAGACAAGUGAUUUCUCAAUAUCAUGAAACAAAAAUUAUUCCCAGCAGGUGCUUCAGAUCAUUUGGUUUGAGAACUUUUCUCACAGAUGAAAUUGGAUGUAGCUUGUGAUGCACUUUGGGUUUGCUGGACAGUAACAAUUUUGGACUGUUAUGUGAAAAGCAAAACAUUAUUCAUGACCAUCUUGACAUGACAAGAGGUUUAGGAGGCUCUCCUCAUUACCAUUCCAUACUCUGUGUUACUCCUUUUCACUCUCAAUUACUCUUCAACUAUUCCUUAAAUAUCAUUUUCUUAUUCUUUAUAUCUCUUGCAUGUUACUUGCUUUAUUACACUUUAUCCCUUAGUAUUUCCCUUAGUAUUAUUCUCUCUUCUAGUUUGCUUUGUGUCUCUGUUACUGUUCUGCAUCUAUUAUUUUCUGUCUUGGUUUCUCUCUUCAAUACUGUCUUCUAGAGUCAUAGAGAUGUACAUCAUGGAAAUACAGACCCAGAUAUCCUAACCUAAUCUAGUCCCAUUUGCCAGCACUUGGCCCAAAUCCUAUUCAUAUAUCCAUCCACAUGCCUUUUAAGUGUUGUAAUUGUACCAGCCUCCACCACUUCCUCUGGCAGCUCAUUCCAUACACACCCCACCCUCUGCAUGAAAAGUUGCCCCUGAGGUCCAUUUUAAAUUUUCCCCUUCUCACCCUAAACCAAUGUCCUCUAUUUCUAGUCUCCCCCACCCUGGGGAAAAGACCUUGUCUAUUUAUCCUAUAUAUGCUUUUAUAAAUCUCUAUAAGGUCGCCCCCUCAGCCUCCGAUGUUCCAGGGAAAACAGCCCAGCCUAUUCACCAAAAUAGUGAAAAGGAAUGCUAUCAGAAUUGCCACUGAAAUGAGAGCUAGGAAUAGUGUUGCUGAACAUUAAGCUUGAAGUUAGAAGUUUUGUGCUUAUGAUUGACCUGUCAGACCCGGGCAUGUAUAGUUAACAUCAGUCCUGGUUACAGAGGUGAGGAUGGGUAUGGUGUAGUCUGCUUUCUCAGAAGAAUGUAUUCAGGGUUGGGAUUGAGAACUUAGAUGGGAGGGAAAUGCCUCGGAUACUGGGAUGGAGGGAAUGGAUGAGUAUAUGAUUUUUUGGGGAAUUUUUGAAUUUCAGAAAAAUCAACUCAAAUUAUUACCAAACUGAAUUUUGAGAUACUUGUUAAAAUGUCUUUAAGAGAUUUAGUUCUGGUGAGACCUGUAGCUGUCUUCUUUGUUUAGAAGGUUUCUGUUCAAUGACAGCAAAUGUGAUUGCAAUACAGUAACUGUGAUUAUAUAAAAACAGAACAAAAGCCACAAUGGGUCACACUUUUCCAGUUUAUUCAAGGGCCAAGGUAUUUGAUCUAAAGAAAAAUCUCUGUGGCAGCCUUGUUGUGCAGGAUUCUGUUUAGAAACAAAAGUGCAUAUUUAUGUGUAUCUCAAUGUGAAUCCAAAUCUCAAGCUUUGUAUACAAUAUCUGCAAAAACAAUAAACAAACUUUAUUUUGAA